AUGCAGGGUGAUGACAGUAAUAGGUUCACUGGUGAUGGCUGGGGGACUCUUCCUGUGCUCCUUUGCCCCAACGAUUGACUACCUGUAUGCAUUCUUUGGUGUUCUAGCAGGCAGUGGCUAUGGUAUCAUCGUUGUUUCUACGUUGCUAGUCACAAAACAGUACUUCCAAGAAAACCAAACCGUGGCAUUGUUUAUCCUAGCAACAGGACAACCAUUUGGCAUAUUUAUCAUUCCGCUGUUGACGCGACUCUUACUGGAUAAUUUUUCAUAUUUUGGAAUGUAUUUGAUAUCAUCAGGGAUUGUGCUCCAUAUUGUUCUGCUAGGACUGUUCUUUAGACCACUGGCUGCACACGACAUAUCCAGUGCAGUUGGUGAGUAUACACGAAUGAAUGAAGGUCCCCCAGAAUCAACGACCCCUUCAAAAAACAUACACGGAGAACAUCCAUUUUCGGUCGAUCGUAGUGAGGCUACGAUAGAACAGGCAGAGCGUGAAACGUUAAAACCCAAGUCAUCAAAGUCAUCAUAUAAGACAGUUGAAGGACCAUCUGAAACAAUUGUUGUAUCUACAUUGGAAAAGUCUUGGAAAUUUGAGGACACUACAUUAUACGAAUCCGAAGAUGAAGAAACUGAUAAUACAAAUGUAUCUGCUGAAUCAGUAAAGCAGCCCACAGUUAUUCCGCAAGCAAGUUCUGCAGUUGAAAGCAUCCCUAGUGCUCAAGAGAACAUUCGCGAGCAACCUGAAACGCAUACAAUAUUUGAAAUAGUCAUGGGUAUCCAUAACCCGAAAACGCUGUGUGAUUGUCGUAUCUUAUGGCUUACUCUUUCUGCCAUCUUGUACAGCAUUGGUAUAGGCUACCCAUAUAUCUUUUAUCCUGAUGUCGCUAAAAAAAGAGGUUACGAAGAUACAACUUCCGUCUGGGCACUGUCAAUAAUGGGCCUUGUGGGAAUCCCAGGCGUCAUUUGUUUUGGUGCCGUGAUCAAGACAAUCAGAGGGCGGAGUGUCAGUGGGGGUGUUAUACUCUUGGCGGGCUUGUCAACAAUCGCUGCAGCACUUGGCAUAGCCUUUGAGAGUUACUAUACUAGCAUUGGUCUCAUAAUAUUGUCUGCUCUCAUAUUUGGAUUUUUUAGUGUGGUGUACAGGUUCGUACAAGAAGAGGUGCUGAAAGAGAUCUUCGAUCACCACAUGGUCUCUCAAGUGUUCUUCUUUCUCUCGUGGGUAUCCGGCUUUGGAUACUUGCUUGGAAUAAUUAUUGGAGGUUGGCUAAGGGACCACUAUGGCGAUUAUGGGAAUAGCUUCGUGCUUGCCGCAAUAUGUUUGGGCCUUGCAGGGGCUAUGCUUGCACCUUUGAUGGCAUUCCAGAGAACGAACUAAGAAGACGCAAUACAAUAGAGAUCUCUACAUUUUGUGGUGAUCUUCUAGAAAACUGCCAGUCUAAAUGUGUGAACAACAGCAAACUUCGUUGUUCUGGUUACUUAAGAACAAUGCGUUUAAUAGGAAAACAAAACAUAAAUGUAUACCCAGUUACUGAAAUCAUAGCUUACAUUAUCCAUUACUACAUGAAACUUGAACAUCAAACAGAUAAUAUUCAUUAAGGUUUUUAAUUGACCGUUAAUGUUUUGAGCAACUCGCAUAUUAAUUUAUAUUUUCAUUAGUUAGAAACUAUACAUAAUUUCUACAUUACAUACUUGUGUAUGUUGUCCAUUUUUGCGUUAAUUAUGACUGCAACUUACAAUGCUUUACAUAUAUUUGUAUAUUAUUUGCUUUAAGUAUGAUUGAACUAUAUUUUAAAUAAUUUGUAUUUAUAUAAUAUAGACUAAUCAACUUUGUAUUAAAUACAUUUUGCAAUAUGAAGCGCUCUUUACAAACGCACGUAGGUAUGUAUGCUUUACUUAUGGACACCACGACAAUGUGUAUACCCGGUAUGCUCAACUAUAAGUUCUUACUUAUUUGACCUAUGUGCUACUCAAAUACCUGUCUAUUAAAAUUGGAAUAAUA
This is a messenger RNA of Dreissena polymorpha, 1996 nucleotides long. Its product is annotated as monocarboxylate transporter 9-like. Gene Ontology annotation, biological process: transmembrane transport; monocarboxylic acid transport. Gene Ontology annotation, molecular function: monocarboxylic acid transmembrane transporter activity. The transcript is spliced from 5 exons. The record is from RefSeq and is a predicted model, not a curated record. The coding region runs from base 11 to 1372 and encodes 453 amino acids. NCBI's taxonomy places the organism in Eukaryota, Metazoa, Mollusca, Bivalvia, Myida, Dreissenidae.